AUGAGCAGCACCCCCAUCCAGGACCCGGCUGCCGAGGAUCUGUCCUCUGGCAGCGGGCAGACGUUUCCCUGCCGAACCUUACAGCCCACCUCUGAUCCCUCCGCGUCCAAACGAUUAUGCUUCUACAAAAGUGGUGACUAUAAAUUCAGCGGGCAUCGCAUGGUCAUCAAUGGCCGCACCUUCAAGACGUUCGAUGCCCUGCUGGACGUGCUGUCCAAUAAAGUGCCUCUGCCAUUUGGAGUGAGGACCAUCACCACACCUCGCGGGAUCCACCUCGUGAAAGGUCUGGAUGACUUUCACGAUGGGGGAUCCUAUGUGUGCUCUGAUCAGAAACGGGUGAAGCCACUAAACUUGGCUGAGGUGAACCGGCGGCAGGUACCGUGGAAUACCACCAGACCCCUCAGCACUGGGCGGCGGAGACGUAUCCAGCUCGGUCAGUUUGGCAGGAGGAAGGAGUUCGCCAACAGGCCGGCAAAGGUCACCGACAGGGUGACAUUGCGGACACCGAAAAGACUUGUGGUCAUCAAGAACAAGGAUCCCACAGUUAAAUCCACAAUUGUAUUGCAGAGAAGAACGGCACCGACGUUUGAUGCUCUGCUGGAUUACCUUUCUCAGAUCCUGCAGUUCCCGGUGUUGAAACUCUUCUCCACCGACGGAAGAAGAGUUGACGGUCUUGCUGCACUUAUCCUGUGCUCCGGAGUGGUUGUGGCUGCGGGAAAUGAGUCAUUCAGAUUAGGAAACAACAGUUUUAACAGAGGGGGCCAGACGGCACAGGCCUUGUACAUGGAAAACCCGGAUCCUUCUAUGCUGCAGCCCAGAACUCAAAACAACAAAUCCUUCUCAAGUGGAAGAGGCUCGAGGAACUUCUCCCUAUCGUCGGAGCGAUACGUUAUCAACCAGAUCAACAAGUCUCGAGAUGGAAGCAUGAACGGCCGCCUGCAUCACCACAACGAAUCGUUUGACACCGAGGUCAACCAGCGAGGGAGGGGAGAGAAUGGGCAUCAUACCUGUAUCAUACCUCAAGACGACGACAUUGAAAAGUCUUUUCGUGUGAAUCAAGACGGCAGCAUGACUGUAGAAAUGAAAGUGCGUCUGACCAUUAAAGAGGAGGAGAUGCUCCACUGGACCACCACACUCAGCCGCCACUGCCUUAGCAAGAGGACAGUUUGUGCCUCCAUUUCCGAGUCGGCCAACAGCUCACCUGACUCAAACAACGCCGUAGCCAAAGACUCUUCCAGCAUCAGCGAAGGUGACAGCAAAGAAGAAAACCAUGCCAAUGGAGCUGGAAGGGGUGUCUGCUUCGACGACAACCACGUGUACAAGAACUACAACUCAAAAGCUUUGGGAAGAUCCAAAACGAUCAAACGCACUCCUACGCCAGGUCCUCGACACGUUAAGAAGACGGCGUCUGUUGAGAGCGUGAAGAUGGUGACGGAGUCGGGGAUUCAAGAGAGCAGACUGGGACAUUAUUCCUACAUGGAGAAGACGGCCGAUGGUGAGACAACCGAGGGAUACUGCGUUGUUAGACACAGCAGCAGCAGCAGCAGCCGGCCAAUCCCAAAACCUCGGAAAACGGCCUCUGCUGGAAAAGGCAACAAAGGCUCCCACUCGUCCAUCAGGUCGUCAGGAGUUGCUGAGGUCCUUCAGAUACAGAGUAACGGGAUGGAGGUUACAGAAACUGUCAUGCAUAUCUAUGAAAGUCAAAACUGCUAUGACAACUAUUCUGCAAAUGAGGACUAUAGCGCAGAUGGCGCACCUUUGCAUGGUUCCACCUCAGGGCCAAAUAGCAAGUCGUCCACAGGGCCACGUUCAUCCAGCAAUGACUGUGAUAUUGAUUUUAGCAGGCAGCCACCCGAUGCUGACUCACUACGACUGAGAGAGGAGAUGUUGUCGUUGUCAUCAGAACCAAUAUCUCCAACUCAUGAGAUUACGAACAAUCUGCCUACAGUGACUGAGGACGAUGCUCAAACAGCAACAAACUCCCAGAUUGAGGAUACAGUAAAAAGGGACAAAACUCCUAAAAGUGAGAAGAAUAAAAAGAUGACUAAACCUGCUGUGAAUCACAAUAGUUCAACUUCAAAAAGUAGCAAAAAUUCAACUGACAAGCUGAGCAGCAAUACCCGUGUGGGGAAAAAGAGUUUGGGUUCAUCAGAAAGUGCUAAAAGUGUCCAUAAAGGUAAAGAAGCGGAAAAUAAAGAAGCAAAGCUUCCGUCUAAGAAAACAAUUAAAGUUGAAAAGAAGCCCAGGAAAAGCUCCGCCUUAUUAGACAAAACGGAAAGUGUCAAAAUAACCCCACCUAAGAGACAAAGCCUGAAUAAAGUAGCUGCUAGAGAUAAUGGCCACAAUGUAAACACUCCGAGUGGGAGGCCUCAAAUGAAAAAGAACAUCUCAGAUAUAUUACAACCUAAAAAAGCACCUCUGCAGACCAGGAAAACAAUGAGUAAACCCAAAUCCAUGACAGAGAACAAAACGUCAUCACCUAAAAAGUCUUUGGAGACAAGCGAGAGUGUUUCAAUGCCUUCCCUGAACCCUACGCCCUCUGAAAUCCACCAAUAUGUCGAGAACUGGUUGGAGACAGUGGGCCAAGAACAGGCGCCGUAUACCGAGGCAAUUCCAGAAGAUUCUGAACCUCCGUCAACGGUGAUGUUUCAGAUAGGCGGUGGGUCGGAAUCAGAUGAAAAGAAUGGACAUCAGAAUGAUUUAGCUGAAUAUAUCCCACUUUCCGGGGAUAAUGUAAAGAAAUCUGCCUCUUGUCUAAUGGUUCCUCUUUACAAAGGAGAGGCAGAAGCAUCUUUGUUGCACAGUGUUUCUAUGCCAAGUGUCCGAGUGGAUCCUGGGUACCAGGACAACCAACUGAGGGCACAUAAAUCUGCAGAGGCCAUCGACCCCACUGGCUGCGAGUCAACCUCAACUACGUCCAACAUUUUAACUCCCAAAGAAAAUUUAACACCCGUCCUUCAAAAGCUGUGUUCCUCCAUUCAGAACAUCAGAAGGGCGUCAGACACCAACACGACAUAUAACCUUGAGAAGUCCAACAGCCUCCCGGAUUUCUCAACACAGGUAGCGUCAGUGUUCGGCUCGUCGUGCAAAGCAUUUCUGUCCUUCUUGUCGGUCAUGACUCUGAGAGAUGACCCAGCAGGCUCUGCUCCCAACGUAUGUGACCAAUCAAGAAGCACCUCAGAGGCCAUGCUAAUGAUGCAGUCUCUAAUGAAAAUCUCUGCCAUCGAGGACAAAGAAGAGCUGAGUGUGAGUCUGACAAACCUGCAGAGCAGCACAUCUUCACUGUUCAGAGAACGAUGGAAGAAUUUCCAGAUUUUGAGGGAACGGCUUGAAAGUGAGCCACUUUCUCCCAAAGUUUCUGAAACCGAGUUUGCCCUGGACCUUGACUCUGAAGGUGGGGAUAUAUUUGAGAAUGAACAUCUGACUCUAGAUGAGCUGAUGGAGGAGCUGAAUAUGCCUCAAGACCUCAGAUCAGAAAUUUCCUCAACAAUCCACCAAGAUAGAAGUUUUUACGCUCCGGAGGAGAGCACUUUGGUAGAAACUGAAAGAAACCAGUCGGACUCGGAGGAAGAUUUGGAGAAGUUUGUUGAUGAAUCCAAUGAUGAAGCAAAUUCAACUGAUCCUGAUGAUACACGUGGAGAUGAAAACUUUGCAGAAAGAAAAAUGGAUAAUGAUGAUGGAGAUAGAAAGUCAGAUCAACAAGCUGAUGAAGUUCAGGAACUGGGCAGUGAUUUGAAAGAUUCAGAGGCUUCACAGACAGAACAAGAUGAGGCAAUGAAAGAUGAAGAAGAUAAAGACAAGGUAGAGGAGGAUAGGGAAGACAAGAAGGCAGGAGAGGAUGGAGAAAUGAAUGAGACAAAUGAUGAUGGUAAAGAGGAGGCAGCAAUGGAGGAUGUUGAAGGGCAGAAAGCAGAGAAAGAAAGUGUUGAGGAAUCAGUUGAGAAAGAAAAGGAAGGAACAGAGGAAGAGAUGACAGCAGAUGAGGAUGAGGAAAUGGAGAAAUUAGAAGAAGGAGGGGAAGGAGUGGUUGAGGAGACAGUGGAAGGACUGUUGGACGAAGAAGAUCCAGAGGAAAGAGAGUACAACAGCAUAGAAGAGACAGAGGAGAGAAAAGGUGUUGAUGAGACGGAGGAGGAAGAGAGAGGAGGGACGGAUAGGGUUGAAGAAGAGGCAGAUGAGGAAGAAAUUUGGGAUGAGGGGAAGCAAGUGAAGGCUGAAGAAGGAGAAGACCAUAAGGAGAAAGAUGAAAAUAUUGUUGAAGAGCAGGAGGAAGAGGAGGAAGAGGAGAUCGAAGGACAAGCAGUUACAGAGUACGAUGUAGAAGAAGAGUUGGAGAAGGUCAUUGAGGAGACAGAAGAGGAAGAGGAGGUAGAAAACAUCUUGGACAUAGAAGAAGAGGUGGAUGUGGUUAGUGAGGAUUUCGACGAAGAAGCAGAUAAAGUUAGGGAAGAGAAAGAUGAGGAAGAGGAGGUAGAUAAUGUAACCGAAGAGGUAGACGAGGAAGAGGAUGAGGAGGAUAAUGAGGAAGAUGAAGAGGAGGAGGAGAAAGAAAGGAAUCUGGUUUGCAGAAAAAGCAAUGAAGAGGAAGAGGAGGAUAAUGAGGAAGAGGAGGAGGCGGAGGAGAAAGAGGAGAAAGAAGGGAAUCUGGUUUGCAGAGAAAGCAAUGAAGAGGAAGAGGAAGAGGAGGAUGAUGGUGCUGAGGUUGAAGAAGAAAGGGUGAUCACAGAUGAGUCAGUUGAAGAAAAUGAGGUACAGGAGUUUGAGACUGAAGUGGAGAGGAAAGAAAACGAGGGAUCAGACCAGGUCGAAAAACAAGAAUCAAAAGAAGAGGUGGAAGAAGGACAUGUUUCUGAGGACGCAGACAGUUUUGAAGAUGAUACCAGUAACAACUUGCUGGAAGAGGCCUCCUUUUUGCAGCAGAGCAGUCACGAGCAAGCGAACGCAGAGUGUGACAGUGAAUCACCGACCCAAUAUUCCUCUGAGGGGCAGUGUGAGUUCACUAAAGGCAGCGGAACAGACAACGAGCCCGAAACAGACGAGGGAGGGGAGCGUCGUGAGGAGAACAGCCUGAUCCAUCCUGUGGAAAUAUCCCAGGAGUUACUCGACUUUGUCAACUCUGCUCUGCAGUCGUCUUCGCUCACUUUCUCGUACGACGCCCAGGGGAACAUCAGGAUAGAGACGGAUCACGCUCGAGUUGUACAAACUAUGCCAACUCUUUUUCCUAAUAGAAGAAAGGACAGUUCUUACGGCUUGAAACGUCUCCCGAGCCCAAACACGUCUGAUUUAUCUGAUUACAGACCAGAGACCUCGGAGAGUGGUGGGUAUCAGACUCAGGAGUCUGUAGAUCUUGUUUCAGAGAGUGGAGACGAGGCCUCAGAGAGAUCCUCUCCAGCCUUAACACCUGAGAACGAUUUAUUGUCUCGUGCAAGUACUGCAGAAGUCUUACAAAGUUCCAGGAUCAAAAGUGAAGAGAGUUUCUCUUCCAAUGAUUCGGGCACCAAAGCUUCAAAAGAGGAUCUGUCUUAUUUUAGUGCAGCAAGCUCAUUAAAGGCAGAUGCCGAAGCUGGGCCAGUGGCCACACAGCCCGUCUCCCUCAGCUCAGAGAAGGACAACGGCGAUGGGGUUUUGAUUGAUCAAGGGAGAUGGCUGCUCAAGGAGAACCACCUCAUAAGAAAAUCCCCUCCGGUCGCCCUGGGAAUGUACGGUAACAUUGACAGCACGUCCACCGACACGGCUCAGGAGAACGCCGGUGAGGACUCUCCGCUUCACCAUAAGAUCCAGCCCAACCCCCUCGUAGACAUAUCCUCUUCAGAGCUCGAGGAUAUGGCGAAGCCUCCAACUCCGAAGUGCACCUACUACAACAUGCCACACGGGAGUGACUCGGAUCCCUUCCUGGACAAUUACAGUGUGCACAGUGUGAAAAAGGACACGAGCAGUGGGAUGGGAAGAAGCUUCAGGGUGUCGCCAAGUAUCGAUACUUCCAAAAACUGGACAAAUAAAAUCGGCAGUCCAUCUUCAUUUACAUCAGUUGAGUUCAGAUUACCAGAUGGGAGAAUUCAUCCUGAGGGGGGGGCCCCGGCUGUGACACAGCCAAGAAGGACAUCUAGUGGGGGCGGCAGUGCACUGCAAGCACAGAACUCCCCGGAGACACUGCUUGUGAGAUGUGGACAAUACUGCCCCAUACUAUGA
Pleuronectes platessa (European plaice) is the source of this 6189-nucleotide messenger RNA. RefSeq names its product oxygen-regulated protein 1 (gene rp1). The record is from RefSeq and is a predicted model, not a curated record. Gene Ontology annotation, cellular component: axoneme. Lineage: Eukaryota; Metazoa; Chordata; Actinopteri; Pleuronectiformes; Pleuronectidae. Gene Ontology annotation, biological process: axoneme assembly; retina development in camera-type eye; intracellular signal transduction.